Salvelinus namaycush (lake trout) is the source of this 1437-nucleotide messenger RNA. RefSeq names its product amphoterin-induced protein 2-like. Gene Ontology annotation, molecular function: protein binding. Bases 1 to 1437 code for a protein of 478 amino acids. The record is from RefSeq and is a predicted model, not a curated record. NCBI's taxonomy places the organism in Eukaryota, Metazoa, Chordata, Actinopteri, Salmoniformes, Salmonidae. Gene Ontology annotation, cellular component: plasma membrane. The transcript has a single exon.
AUGCGUCUGUCCCGUAUGACGUUCACGGCCGCCUGCCCACCACCCUGCAUGUGUGCUAGCGACAUCAUCUCCUGCAGUGGUCGCAAUCUGUCAACCGUUCCCCCUGACCUCCCUGGCUAUGUCACCCGAUUGGACCUCAGCCACAAUGUCCUCUCUGCUCUGCUCUUGGAUUGGUCAGACCGGCGUUUGGACAGGCUGACCGUACUGGUCCUCAGCCGAAACGCCAUUAUCCAUCUGGCACCGGACGCCUUUGCCCCCACCCCUCACCUUCGCCACCUGGACCUCUCGUCCAAUGGGCUGUCUCGGCUCAAUGCAUCUGCCUUCCAUGGGCUCGGGGAACUGGAAGUGCUGCUUCUGUUUGGAAACCGCAUCAGUCAGACCAUGGCGGGAGCCUUCCAGGGGCUGAGCAGCCUGGAAAGGCUGUAUCUGGGCGGGAACAGACUGACUGCCUUCCCCCUGGAGCUCUACCAGCGAAAUGUGGCUCUGCCACACCUGCGUUUCCUGGAUCUGUCGAUGAACAUGGUGAGGCAGGUGCCCGUGCAGAGCCUACUCUCUCUGGCCACCUGGCAGCAGGGUGGCAUCUACUUGCAGGGGAACCCGUUGGUGUGCGACUGUGCCCUGCGCGCCAUGCUUGAGUACUGGGAGAGGAGGCAGUACCGUCCCCUACUAGACUUCAGGGAGGAGUAUCCAUGCAGUCUGAGUCAGGAGGAGUGGCUGAAUUGUUCUGGCAGCCCUCAGGGUGUGUUCCAUGGAACUGUAGAAGUGUCUUACCAGGCAGAGCCAGGCGAUUGGCUUAUGGUGCCGUGCCCUGGCGUUUCUCUCCCCUUCCAGGAAGGGGUGGUGGUGUUCUGGGUGACCCCACGCGAUGGAUCCCCGGCACUGGGCGUAACAGACGAUCAGAGCAGCCGCCUCACGGUCCUCACCAACGGUACGCUGGAGAUCCGAGGGGCUCUCCGUGGGGAUUCAGGGACUUACUCAUGCGUGGCAGUCCGCGGUCGACACCGGAGCUCCAACGAGACUUUGGAGGUCACCGUCUCCGUAGGUAACCCCAGCGGACCGGGCAAGAGCGGGGAGGAACGUAGCAGCGGCGGGGAGCAUUUUAACUUGGCCUUUACCACGCUGGUGUCCUGUGUGGUCAGCAUCGUCCUGGUGCUCCUCUACCUGUACCUCACUCCCUGCCGUUGCCAUGGUGGAAAGGCCGGGGGAGUUGGUGGGUGCGGCGGGCGAGCCAUGCUCCUCUGUGCAGACCCCAGAGAGGUGGAGCUCGCAGACAGAAGGGUCACCGGUGGAAAGAGGGUGGCCUUCCUCGAAACGGGGGACGAGCACCCCCACAAAUGCAGUGCCAAGCACCCAGUAAUGGACGCUGCAGCCACAGAGGGCAUUUUGAAGAACGGAAGCAGGGCCUUGGAGCAGGUUCUCGAAGAACACGUUGCGUAG